ACACACACGCACCAUACGUGGGAUUUGCCAGCACUGCACACCCAGCCGCACCCCAAGAAAGAAAGAAAGAAAGAAACCAGAGGAGGAGCAACAGCAACGACACUGCACCGGAGCGUCUUCCCUUCCCCGCCUCUCCCCCUCCCGGAAUAUACCUCCUCCGAGCCAACCCAGCCUCCCGCGCUCCCUCCCCCUUGCCUCCGGCCAUGGCGGCGGCGGCGGCGGCGGCGGAGGCGGAGGAGGGGCGUGCGGCGACCAAGUACGUGCUGAUUACCGGCGGCGUCGUCAGUGGCCUCGGCAAGGGCGUCACUGCCAGCAGCGUGGGCGUCGUCCUCAAGUCCUGCGGCCUGCGCGUCACCUGCAUCAAGAUCGACCCAUAUUUAAACACAGAUGCUGGUACUAUGUCUCCCUUUGAGCAUGGUGAGGUGUUUGUGCUUGAUGAUGGAGGAGAGGUGGAUCUGGAUUUAGGGAAUUAUGAGCGUUUCUUGGAUGUUACUCUUACGAGGGAAAAUAACAUUACCACCGGGAAGAUAUAUCAGUCUGUCAUUGAGAAGGAGAGGAAGGGUGCCUAUCUUGGAAAGACGGUCCAGGUAACUCCCUUGUUUUAUUCAUUGCUAUGUUCACAUACGCACGAAAUGCCAAAUAUGACAGCCUAUGAUACUCUUACAACUAUAAUUUUUCAGGUGGUUCCUCAUGUAACUGAUGAAAUAAAACAAUGGAUACAAUCAGUGUCCUCUGUUCCUGUGGAUGGGCAGACGUGUCCAGCUGAUGUUUGUGUUAUUGAAUUGGGCGGUACUGUAGGUGAUAUUGAAUCAAUGCCAUUCAUUGAAGCUCUACGCCAGUUGUCGUUUUCUCUUGGUAAGGACAAUUUCUGCCUCAUACAUGUGAGCCUUGUUCCAGUGUUGGGUGUAGUUGGUGAGCAAAAAACUAAGCCAACACAACACAGUGUACGAGAACUAAGGGCCUUGGGUCUUACUCCUGAUCUUCUAGCGUGCCGAUCAGCACAGCCACUAAUAGGAUCCGCGAAGGAGAAGCUUUCACAAUUUUGUCAUGUACCGGUUGAGAACAUACUUAACAUCCAUGAUGUUCCAAAUAUAUGGCAUGUUCCCCUUAUUCUUAGGAACCAAAAGGCUCAUGAAGCUAUAAUCAAACAACUAAACCUUUCGAGGUCUGCUGGCCCCCCUGAAUUACGAGAUUGGACGCUGAUGGCCGAGUCAUAUGAUAACCUCAGUACCUCUGUUAAAAUUGCUUUGGUUGGGAAGUACACUAAUCUGUCAGAUUCUUACUUAUCAGUGGUGAAGGCUCUCCUACAUGCCAGUGUUGCAUGUUCACAGAAACCUUCUAUCCAGUGGGUUUCAGCUUCAGAUCUUGAAGAUGCGGCUGCAGCAAGUGCACCAGAUGCUCAUGCUAAAGCUUGGGAAACUCUUAAGGGUUCCUCAUGCAUUUUGAUACCUGGAGGAUUUGGAGAUCGUGGAAUAUCUGGUAUGAUAUUGGCGGCAAAAUAUGCUCGUGAGAAUAAAGUACCAUAUCUUGGCAUAUGUUUGGGAAUGCAGAUAUCGGUGAUUGAGAUGUCCAGACAUGUUUUGGGUCUGGGAAAUGCAGACAGUGAAGAGUUCAAAACAGACACACCAGAUCGUGUUGUUAUGUACAUGCCUGAGGUAUCAAAAACACACAUGGGGAACACGAUGAGGUUGGGUUGCCGUCGAACGUUCUUCCGCAAACCAGAUUGUCUGACAUCGAAACUGUAUGGAAAUCCUCCACAUGUAGAUGAGCGCCAUCGUCACAGAUACGAGGUCAAUCCUAGCUUUGUUCCAAUGCUUGAGAAUGCAGGACUUCAGUUUGUUGGUUGUGAUGAAAGUGGAAACAGGAUGGAGAUUGUAGAGCUACAAGAUCACCCGUUCUACAUAGGCGUUCAAUUCCAUCCAGAAUUCAAGUCUAGGCCUCGAAAAUCGUCACCUCCAUUUACAGGUCUGAUACUGGCAGCGACUGAACGCAUGCGAACACUUACAAAUGUCCCCAAUGGUGGCGCUGGAGCUUCUGAGUAGUGUCGUUGCACACCGUCAGAUGGAUAUCACCCUAUGUGUGUGCAGUUCAAGAAUCUGCUUGUGGCCGAAGCAGUUUCCAUCAUGUAGUCAUGUACCAGAAAUGUACCUAAGCUAAGAGAUAUGUUCUGUUUUCCGUGGGGAGUGGCUUAACCGAUCAUCAUACAGUGGGGUCGUAAUUUAGUUGGCUAAUUGAGAUGGCAAUGCUAAGGCACUUGUCGACUUCAUUUGAGGUACAACCUGUGUAUCAGUCUGAGAUGAUCAUGCAAAGUUCUUUGACCUGCCCCCUCUUUAUUACCAUGGUAAAUAUGGUAUGCUGCAAUACGAAACCCUGGUGAAAUAA
Hordeum vulgare subsp. vulgare (domesticated barley) is the source of this 2382-nucleotide messenger RNA. RefSeq names its product CTP synthase. The record is from RefSeq and is a predicted model, not a curated record. The transcript has 22 exons. Bases 204 to 2042 code for a protein of 612 amino acids. Gene Ontology annotation, molecular function: CTP synthase activity; identical protein binding. Gene Ontology annotation, biological process: pyrimidine nucleobase biosynthetic process; CTP biosynthetic process. NCBI's taxonomy places the organism in Eukaryota, Viridiplantae, Streptophyta, Magnoliopsida, Poales, Poaceae.